AUGGACAAGUGGGUUGGGCGGGUGCAGGCGGUCUCAAACAGCGUGGCUGCUGUGGAUGUUUCUGUUGGGGAUGUUGUGAAGGCGCUUUUAGCCGUCGCGGAGCAGUACGCGACCGACAUGUCUCCGGUGGAGGCGAUGGGUAGAGCCAUCAGUCAGGGCGUCGCAAACGCCUCCGCGACCCUUGUUAGUUGCCUCACAGAUCUUGCCACAAUGAGCGAGGCGAUGAAAGACGCCAUGAACGCAAACCCAAAAGAGGCGCAUAGUCUGAUGAUGAAUCUUUUUAAUGUUUUUGUCAAACAGCUCACAGUCUACUACAAGGAGAAUUAUGAGGCUUUCAAGAAGGCAGAGGUGACGCUGCGCCAGCAGAGGGCUCUAUUUUCGAGUCAAAAAAGUGAGAUGGAGACAAACAACGACAAUACGAGCGAUUUCACGCUUCUUCCAGCAGAAGAACCAUCACCUUUUAAUGUUUCCCUUGUGGCGUUUAAUACCCCUAAAGAGGCGAAGAGGAAAUCCACCGAUGGUAAAAAGAAAAAGACACGUGAUUCCAGUAAAGAUACCUCCGUGGUCCUUACUAGUGAACAGCAUAGCGAAAAGCAACAAGGGAAGCCGGCGAAAGGUGAGGGGGGCGGAACGAACGUAUGCGUUGAUGCACCUUCAACAAACGUCACCGAAAAAAAUGAAACGGUACAGCAGGGGAAUGAGGGAGAUAGUCCAAGUAAAGUGAAGUCUUUUUCAACGGAGCCGGUGGUAACUGUGAAGGAGCCUAUAUAUCUCCACGUGGCCUCAACGGUCGAGGAUGCACUUGGACGUCUGGUGUUGUCUAGCAGACCAAAUGUUUUUACCGCACCAGAAGUGGUUGAGAAUCGGGCUCCCAUAGCUACGUACUACAUUAAACUUCCAGCACCAGGAUCAAUGGGGCCGCUUCUACUCUCAAAUUAUAUUGCGUUAGGGGAUGAUAUGCAGGCAGACUUGAUGUGUGACAUUCUUCAGUCCGAUUGUGUGGAAGUGGUACCAUUUGAGUCGCCUGCCGGGGAAAUCAUCGUGGAGGAUCCAUCAGACCUUCACGAAUUGCCCGCUUGUGGUUGGCGUGUAGGCUCCAGCGAGGACCAUCGGCAAGCGUUUUAUACUCUUUAUAUUUUAGUAACUCGUGGAGAAAAAAUGACACCUUCACUCCUGAUUCAGGAAUCCCUUCUGGUUGAUUCGGAGUCGCAAGAGGUCAUGCACGAAAUUACUGCAGUUCCAGAUGCACCACAAAUUGCCAAAGUUACAGUGCGAGGUUUUGGCCCAGCGCCAGCGCGGAGCGCCUCACCAACAAAAAGAUACACUAGCGAUCGUCUGUUGGCUAUUGUAAAUAUUACAAAAAGCACAUACGAAAGGAAUGGUUUUGUAGAGAUAAAAAAGGAAGAAUUGCGUGCAUUGGUGCAGCAAAUGCACGCGCAUGAGCUACAGCUGCUGCGAGAAGAAGAACUACUGACAAGGCCGAAUAGCAAUUUAACGACGGCAGCGGCAGCGUUUCAAGGCACGGUUGAGUUGGCGUCCCUUGAACAACCUGGAGAGCAGCAGGGAUGGGGUUUGACUGACGUGGCAAAAGGGGCCGUGCGGGGAGCCGCUGCUGUUGUGUUGGCCCCUGUUUCUGUGGGUAAAGUUGUUGGGAACGCCGUGCUUGACGCGUCGGGUGUAACAGGUGCCAUUAAGCAGCAGAAGGAGGUUCUUUUUCGAAAGUCUUUUCCAAACCUUUCUUCUGAGGAGAUAAUUGAAACGUUUAGUUGUGCCCUCGUAGACGAUGGCAACCCGAUCCCAAAGCAAGGCUUUGUUUUUAUCACCCCACGCUGGCUUUGCUUCCAGGCCGGUCUCUUAAGCGCAAACUUUAGCUUGGAGUGGGAUGAAAUUAGAGAUAUUCAAAAACAGCGAACUGUCAAGGUACUGGAAAACGCCAUUGCUAUACAAACACACUUAGGUGGGACGUACUUCUUAACAUCCUUUGUCCAGCGAGAUCAAGCCUAUGCUGACAUGAUGAAACAAUGGCUAAGAAGGUAA
This is a messenger RNA of Trypanosoma cruzi, 2037 nucleotides long. RefSeq lists its product as uncharacterized. Lineage: Eukaryota; Euglenozoa; Kinetoplastea; Trypanosomatida; Trypanosomatidae. Gene Ontology annotation, biological process: intracellular sterol transport. Gene Ontology annotation, molecular function: sterol transfer activity; sterol binding. Bases 1 to 2037 code for a protein of 678 amino acids. Gene Ontology annotation, cellular component: plasma membrane; endoplasmic reticulum membrane; endoplasmic reticulum-plasma membrane contact site. The record is from RefSeq and is a predicted model, not a curated record. The transcript has a single exon.